Pistacia vera is the source of this 1521-nucleotide messenger RNA. RefSeq lists its product as uncharacterized. The coding region runs from base 1 to 1521 and encodes 506 amino acids. The record is from RefSeq and is a predicted model, not a curated record. The transcript is spliced from 8 exons. NCBI's taxonomy places the organism in Eukaryota, Viridiplantae, Streptophyta, Magnoliopsida, Sapindales, Anacardiaceae.
AUGGAGCAUUACGCUUGCAUGGUUACCCUUCUAGGUCGUGUUGGAAGGCUAGAAGAGGCAUAUAACAUGAUUAAGCGAAUGCCUUUCGAGCCAAAUGCAAAGAGUUCACGAUCCACCAUAAACCGCCGUCAAACUUCCCGUCACGCCGUUGAAAUGGACGUCGUCAGACCGAGAAAAGUGCAAUGUGAGGAGAUUGAAUUAGGAGAUAAAGAUGAUGACUCAGUUCUUACUUCUUUGUUUGGAGUGAUUAAACGAUGUUUUGUUGAUAGGAUUGAUAGGAAAGCAUAUGAGAAUGUGGCUGGGAACUUGAUUUUGAGGGAGAUUUCUGGGAUUGGUUUUAAUGGUCCUUUUUUGGGGGAUAAAGGUCAAUAUUUGCUAAGUAGUUUGGCUCCACCAAAAGUGGACCUGGUUGUCUCAUCAAUUACAAAGAGGUUUUUUCUUACUAAUGAUGUUGAGUCACUGAUGACGAGAUUGUUAUCUUCAGAUAUGGAUUUGUUUGGGUUGAGAUUGAGGCGUCCCAAUUCUAAUUUGGAUUCGUCAAAGGAAUUUCAGUUGAGAUGCGAUUCUGUCAUCUGCACAAUCAUUUAUCCAUUACUCUUGGAUUUGCGUGAUAUAUUUGCUGAUCUCCCAUCAAUGUCAAGAGCUCUUGCCCUUGCACAAAAGAUGCUUUUUGAUGUGAACAGAGGGGAAGUUAUGGAUACUGAAGUUAUUUAUGAAGCUUACACCUUUCAAAUUGAUAAAUCGCAAGCAUUCCUUGCACGGUCUCUUCAAAGUCAAGCUAAGAAAAUCAAGACUGUGGUAGCAGUAGUGGAUGCUAGGUACUUACCUAGGCUUCAGAAAUAUUGGAAUACUUCGAUUCCUGAGAAGUUCAAAGAUUUUAUUGGAGAGUCUGUUACAAGUUGUGAAGAUGAUGGGGAAACCUCAAAUCACAUGAAUAAGAAACGUUUCUUUUCUAAUAAACCUGUCGUGGCUGUGGGUGUUGAAGCAACUGCUGUUUUAAGAGCUUCAUCUCUCACUAAACUUCUUCCUGCAUCAACCUUCAUGAAGGCAGUGGCCCACAGUGUCAUAACCUCUAUCGAGAAGACUAGUUUUUCAACCAUGAGAACAGCAUUUUAUGAAAGAAUGAGAAAAAGGCGGGUACGAACAGUCUGUGUCCAACCAUGGGCAACAAACUUGCGCAGGAUUGCUUGGAAUUUAUCGGAGUGGUUGACUUUAGGUGUUCAAAAUAAAGUGCAAUGUGAGGAGUUUGAAUUAGGAGAUAAAGGUGAUGACUCGGUUCCUACUUCUUUGUUUGGAGUGAUUAAACGAUAUUUUAUUGAUAGGAUUGAUAAGAAAUCAUAUGAGAAUGCUGUUGGGAACUUGAUUUUGAGAGAGAUUUUUGGAUUGGUUUUAAUGGUCCUUUUUUGGCUGAGGAUAGCAUAUGAGAAUGUGGCUGGGAACUUGAUUUUGAGGGAGAUUUUUGGGAUUGGUUUUAAUGGUCUUUUUUGGGCUGCUAAAAGGGCAGCCAAGGAGAUUGGUUGA